Moesziomyces antarcticus is the source of this 2226-nucleotide messenger RNA. RefSeq names its product vanillyl-alcohol oxidase. The coding region runs from base 1 to 2226 and encodes 741 amino acids. Gene Ontology annotation, biological process: lactate catabolic process. Gene Ontology annotation, cellular component: mitochondrion. Lineage: Eukaryota; Fungi; Basidiomycota; Ustilaginomycetes; Ustilaginales; Ustilaginaceae. Gene Ontology annotation, molecular function: D-lactate dehydrogenase (cytochrome) activity; FAD binding; D-lactate dehydrogenase (NAD+) activity. The record is from RefSeq and is a predicted model, not a curated record. The transcript has 5 exons.
AUGUCCGCUGUCGGCAGUGCCAUCCUUGCUGUGUUGACUGCCGCAUUUGUACAGCUUCUUGCACUCAAUCUUGGCGCUGGUGGUUACCAAGCGGUGCGUCGCCCUUUGCUAUCGCGGCUCAAGCUGGACAGGCAACAUGCCCUUGCAGCAUCCUCAAUGUACGAAGUCUUGGCCAUGUACGAGGUCUUGGCCAUGUCCGCACCCUUGCUCCAACGUUGCGCAUCAUCCGGCUUUGUUCGACCGAUCAGAGCUCAUUCCUUAGCAAUGCCUCCACAUGCAUGCUUUCCGUCGAGGUUUGCGGUGGCCAGCUCAGCGGCGAUACACGACCCUAAACUGCGUCGAACAGCGGCCUUGCAAGUUCCCGCUCUAUCGGCUAAACCUCCUUGGCCGAGAACCUUAGCCGAGGUGGCAGCAUUCCUGCUUUCCUCGGCCGACACUAGCAUUGACGUGCCCAAUUGUACCUUCACCUCUAAGCUUCAUCUUCUACAGCCUUGCAGCAUGGCCCCCGACGGCGGAGACAGCAUCGUACUGUCAGGCGACGGCAGCACCUCGAACAGGCUCGCCGCCACGGUCGCCGGUCAGGGCUCAAACCAGUCAGCCUAUCGAAAGGGCUUCAAGGCCUACAUACAGCCACUCGAUGAGAACACCAAGUCCGGAUCCAAGCCACAGGCAAGAAGAUCGUCGGCGAAAAACUGCUUCGUCAACACUACCGGCAAGCCCGAGCCGGACGGCCACUCGGACUACCUCAGCCUGCCUCACUUUGAAGAUUUCUUCAAGAUCGACGAGGCGGAACGCUUCAUGGCCAGCGCCCACAUCCAGUCUGCCUCCGUAGAGGAGGUGGCCAGCAUCGUCAAGCUGGCCAACAAGUACAGGCAGCCGCUCCACGCCGUCUCCAUGGGUCGUAACCUCGGAUACGGCGGCUUCGCUGUACGACUGCGCGGAACUGAGAUCCUCGACCUCAAGAGGAUGAACAAGGUGCUUCAGAUCGACGAAGACUCCGCCUUCUGCUUGCUCGAGCCGGGCGUCUCCUACUUUGACCUCUACGAGGAGAUCCAGAGGCGCAACUCGCAGUUGUGGGUCGACUGCCCCGACAUUGGAUGGGGAAGCGUCGUUGGCAACAUGGCCGAACGAGGCGCCGGCUACACCCCCUAUGGAGACCACUUUAUGUUCCACUGCGGCAUGGAGGUCGUGCUGCCCAACGGUGACAUUGUCCGCACCGGAAAUGGCGCCAUGGAAGGCAGCGAUACCUGGCAGACAUUCCCGUACGGCUUCGGUCCCUAUCACGAUGGCAUCUUUACGCAGUCCAGUCUCGGCAUCAUCACCAAGGCUGGAUUCUGGCUUCUGCUCAACCCGGGUGGCUUCAAGCCUUUUCUGAUCACCGUGCCUCGCAAAGAGGAUUUGCACGAGCUGGUCGAGCGCAUCCGACCCCUGCGCAACCGUAUGAUCAUCCAGAACGCCCCGACCAUUCGCCACGUCCUGCUCGACGCUGCAUGCCUUCGACAGCGCAAGGACUGGGAAGGUGGCCAGCUCAGCGAAGGCGCUCUGCCCGACGAAAAGGUCUACGAGAUUGCGGAACAGCUCGAUCUUGGCUACUGGGGCUUUUACGGAGCGCUCUACGGCCCGCCACCCAUGCAAGACAUGCUGUGGAGCGUCAUUUGGGGAUCGCUGUCGCAGAUCAAGGGCUCCAAGCACUACUUUGAGGAAGAUGUCGGUCCUUCGUCGAUCUUGCACUCACGUGCCAAGACGCUGGCCGGCAUCCCCAAUUUGCUCGAGCUCGACUGGAUCAGCUGGCUUGAUAACGGCGCCCACUGCUUCUUCUCGCCCAUCUCCAACGUCACCGGCGACGCGGCUAUGGGGCAAUGGCAGCUGCUCGAGGAAAAGUGCCGUCAGUACGGCUUCGACCCCAUCUGCACCCAGGUGAUCGGCCUGCGCGAGCUACACAACAUCUGCUGCAUCGUCUACGAUCGCCACAGCAAGGAGCAGCGCGAUCGCAUGCGCACCUUGAUGCAAGACCUCAUCCAGGCUGCCGCCGACAAGGGCUGGAGCGAGUACCGCACCCAUCUUGCCUUCCAGGAUCAGGUGGCUGGAACGUUUAACUUUAACGGUGGCGCCAUCAGCCGUCUCAACGAGACGCUCAAGGACGCGCUUGAUCCCAAUGGCAUUCUUUCGCCCGGCAAGAAUGGCGUCUGGGGCCAACGCUUUAGUCACUUGCGGAACAAGGCCUAG